AUGACACAGCUGGUUUUGCCUUACUGGUAGAACCACUCCUGGAAAACACAAUUAAUGCAUGCUAAACGGCAGCCAGCGGCCGUAACACUACUCUGGGGUUAAAGUCUGUAUGUAUUUACUUGACAACUGCAGUCCUCUGUUAUGAGACGACUGAUUGCUGCAACAGGAUGUUUCACGUGAAGAUUGGACCAACCCCCAAACGACGACUCUGCACCUUUACUGUUGUCCUGCUUCUGCAAACACUCUCCUGCACAGGUCAAUAUCAAGUAAAAUGUCCACCUCAGCCAGUUGUGGCAUUCACUGGCGCUGACAUCAUUUUUCCAUGCCACCUGAUACCUGCCAUCGAUGCUGCUUCCACAACUGUCGAAUGGACGAGACCUGACCUGAAACCCAGAUUUGUCCACUUGUGGCGUUCUGGUGAAGAGAUUCUAGAUGAUCAGCAUCCAUCUUACAAAGGAAGAACAUCUCUGCCCACUGAUAAACUGAAACAUGGAGACAUUUCACUCAAACUCUCCAAAGUGAAACUGUCUGAUGAAGGAACAUACAGGUGCUAUAUUCCCAUACUGAAUAUCGACUCAACUGUUGAGCUCGUCUUUGGUUCUGUCUCCUCACCUGGAAUAAACAUGUCCAAAGUCAGCGAUGGAGUGUUGUUAGAGUGCAAAUCUAAAGGCAAGUAUUUAGAGCCUGAGGUGUUCUGGCUGGACGCUGAAGGAAACCUCCUCUCUGCUGGACCUACUCAGACAGUCAGAGGUCCUGAUGACCUCUAUACUGUCAGCAGCAAAGUGACUGUAGAGAAGAGUAACAGCUUCACCUGUAGAGUCCAACAGAAGAACAUCAACCAGACCAGAGAAGCGCACAUCCAUGUCCCAGCUGAACUCUUUGUGGUCCAGUCCAGUUCUGCUGUUCGCAUCACCAUCUCCUUGUUUGUUUGCUUCAUGUUUAUUGGUGCAGUUGUCUUUAUUAUGUGCAGAGUGAGACAAAUUGAAAACACAAACAGGAAUGAACACAUGACAAGAAGUCAGAUGACGUAUUUGGGCAAUAGAAAGAAAAAACUUGAAGAGGACUUAAAGAAGAAGAAAGAACAGGAUGAUGUAAUAUACAUGAUUACAAAACUGACAGAGCAAAAGAAGAAUCUGAAGGACCAGAGAGAGAAACUCACAACACUACUGCAGGAGGAUAAAGCACAGAUGGAGGCGAUCAAGAAGAAUAUAAAUGACGGGUACAAAAUGAAGAAAGACACAAAAAUGCAGAAGGCUGAAAAGACCGAAAAGGAUCUGGAGGAGAGACAGAAAAAACACAAGGAACUGUUAGAGAACACAAAUGAACUACAGGACACAACAGAUGAUCUGAUUAUUAAAAUAUCAGAAAGGAAGGCAAAAAUAGAGAAAGAUAAAGAGCAAAUGAAUAAAACCCUGAAAGAGGUGGAGAAAGAGAGAGAAGAGACUAAGAAGAAACUUGAGUUAGAGCAGUCAGAGGAAGAAAGAAAAGUCCUGAUUGAGGUGGAGAAAGAGACUGAGAGGAAACUUGUUUUACUUGACAUUUAGUUCAAAUUACAACAUUUAGAACAUUUAGAUCUGUAGUCAGUAAGUUUAACCUGAUGUGUCCACAGUAAACCUUUGUCAGUUCAUUCUCUGUUCUUAAAUACAUUUAGGCUAAUUAAAUAUUCUGUCCACACUUACUGAGUUAUUGUAUUUCAUUCAUUGAUCAGAGUGAACACUGCCCUCUGGUGACAUGAGCAGCAUUUUUAUUCUUUUUCAAACAAAUUUUUCAAAUGUUUUAUGAUGAUUUGAUGAAUAACUUUUGACUCUGGUUGAAUUUCUGUGUCAUGUAUCAGGACAUGUAUUCAUAUCAUAUAGCAUAUCAUAUGUAAGUCAUUAUGUCAAAAACAAAUGAACCUAACUCGUUAUCACACAGGCAAUGUAUGAAUACAUGACCGCUUAGAUUCUGUAAAUUUCAUUUUGUAUUUUUAAUAUUUUAAUAUGAAAUAGAUAUCAGGUUUAA
Larimichthys crocea (large yellow croaker) is the source of this 2001-nucleotide messenger RNA. Its product is annotated as butyrophilin subfamily 3 member A2-like. The coding region runs from base 168 to 1544 and encodes 458 amino acids. Gene Ontology annotation, molecular function: signaling receptor binding. Gene Ontology annotation, biological process: regulation of cytokine production; T cell receptor signaling pathway. The transcript is spliced from 6 exons. Lineage: Eukaryota; Metazoa; Chordata; Actinopteri; Sciaenidae. The record is from RefSeq and is a predicted model, not a curated record. Gene Ontology annotation, cellular component: external side of plasma membrane.